Messenger RNA from Anarrhichthys ocellatus (wolf-eel), 956 nucleotides. RefSeq names its product cytoskeleton-associated protein 2-like. The transcript is spliced from 4 exons. The record is from RefSeq and is a predicted model, not a curated record. Gene Ontology annotation, cellular component: cytosol; mitotic spindle; centrosome. NCBI's taxonomy places the organism in Eukaryota, Metazoa, Chordata, Actinopteri, Perciformes, Anarhichadidae. The coding region runs from base 1 to 696 and encodes 231 amino acids.
AUGCCUCCAGAUGACCUUCUGAGGGAACUGGGCAACAGCAGCAGCCAGAUCCUCAGGAAGAGUCUCCACCAAGGUCCCCAAGCUCAUAACAAAGACUCCAUGCUCUGCAGAGCUCUGGGCAAAGUCCUCCAGAUGUUGAGGAAGCAGCUUGGAGGGUUUGUUCCGGUGGACGAGCUGCGCUCCGUGGUGUUUGAGAUUCUGAAGAAAAAGGACGAGAUCCGAGCAUCUGCAGAAAGUGAGAGAGAGGGGGACCAAAUAGCAGCAUGUGAAGUCACUCCAGAGAGUGUCAACAACCCAAUGAUGACUCCUAAACCUGUCAGAGCUCUCAUCUGUGGAGAGAGAGGACACUCAUCUGUAGUCAAGUACAAGAUCACGGCAACCCCGGGCGGCCCUCCAGGCCAGCAGGCGGAGGCGGUGCGGGUCAACGGCCAGGAGGUUCGCUUCUUCACUCCGGUCAGACGCUCGGUGCGGAUCGAGAGAUCCUCGCUCCGAUACCCGGCGGCCCUCCGGGACCACGAUCUCUGCGUGGCCUCCUACAGUGACCUGAUCUCCGAGGAGGACGACGUGAGCAGCGAGGAGCAGAAGGGCGGGGAAAGGAGCCCGCCUGCUGGCAACACACCGAUGUACGUCUACAGACAGAACGAAGCGCUUCAAGACAAAGUGUUCGUCCAGCUGGUCUACGACGAAGCCGUUUAGCCUCAAGUGCUUGCUUCCUCUCCGCCCGUCUGCAGUCUGAGACGAGAUCCAGAUGUUUGGCACGUGGCAGGAAGAAAAAAGUCAAACUAAUGUGCAUACUUAGGUGAGAUUUCACUGAACAGAAGGCGUUUUAUCUUGAUAAAUAUAGGACCUGGCAAAAGGGAUUUCUCACGCUCGCUCAUGAAGAAGUUAUUUGUUUUAUCAUUUUAUGCUCAUUGUUUGUUCAAAUAAUGUGUUGUACAUAGUAAUGUGAAUUAAAG